CGGUAACACAGUUGAUAUGUGAUGCUGAGCUUACACGCUUAGAUUUAGUUGUGUGUAUUCUGUGGUUCGUGCUAUAGCACAUGUACUGAAUGAAAACAGAACUAAGGAAAUGUUGGGAACAAUUAAAACAAUCGCUAUAAUCGGUGCCGGUCCAAGUGGUUUGUGUUGUGUGAAAAAUGCACUAGAGUAUGGCUUUGAGGUAACGGUUUAUGAACAAAAUUCACAAGUCGGCGGUUUAUGGAUUUACACCGAUCAAAUUGGAAACUAUGAAUAUGGGCUUCCCAUUCAUAGCAGCAUGUAUAAAGGAGUUGUCACAAAUAUUCCCGUCGAAUCAAUGGGAUUUUUCAACUAUCCAUUUCCAAAGAAAGAAAAAUCAUUUGUUUCACACGAAGAGGUGCUUAAAUUUUAUCAAUCGUAUGCUAAUCAAUACAAUUUAAAUCGUGUCAUCAAAUUCCGAUGUCAUGUGGUCAACGUAAAACCGACACCAAAUAACCGUUGGGAAGUUUUAAGUAGAGAUCUACGUCGAAAUACUUACGAAAUCCGAGUGUUUGAUGCAAUUUUUGUGUGCAAUGGCCACUAUAAUGCACCGUACAUUCCGAACUUUGAAGGAAUCGAUGAAUUUCGCGGUAAUAAAGCACAUAGUCAUGAUUAUCGACGACCCGAAAAAUACCAGGAUGAAACAGUUUUGAUAAUUGGCUGUGGACCAUCGGGACGGGAUAUUCUACACGAAGUCGCACCCAAAGCGAAGAAAGUGUUUUUCAGUCAUCAUCGCAAUUUGGCUGGUUAUAAUAUGCCAUCAAAUGUUACACAGGCAGGAGAUGUCAAAUGUUUCAAAGAGAAUUCCGUUCAAUUUGAAGAUGAUGCCGAGGAACAAAUAUCUUGCAUCCUUUUUUGCACAGGGUACACAUUUUCGUUUCCAUUUCUAUCGGUGGACUGUGGUCUAUCAUUGCAAGACAUGUUUCUGUCGUGGCCUUUGUAUAAGCACUUAAUCAACAUAAAUAAACCCACGAUGGCCAUUGUCGGAUUGCAAAUCUGCGCGUAUUCUUAUAUGUACGACUUGCAGGCUCGGCUGUGUUUGAAAUUUUGGAAUGGUGAUAUUCAACUACCGACGAAGAAACAAAUGUUAGAAGAAUUUCGUAUUGAAAAAGAGCGACGUGUCGAAAAGGGCAAUGACAUUCGGCAAUCUCAUUUGCUCGGUGUAGAUCAAGCAAAAUAUUUGCAAGACUUGAGUAAUAUCGGCCAAAUGAUAAAAAUACCAAAUGUUUUGCUGAAGAUUUACGAUGAUUGCAAUGAAUUGCGCACUCAAUACCCAAACACAUACCGGGAAUAUAACUACACAAUUAUAGAUGAUGAAACUUUUGAACGGAAACACAUUCCAAGCUGAAAUACCAACAAAGGCAAAGCGAUUUUUUUAUAUGAAUAGUCAAAAAUUUAAAUAAAAAAAAAUCAUUUUUUUAUCAAUUGAUAACGUAUUA
Sitodiplosis mosellana (orange wheat blossom midge) is the source of this 1475-nucleotide messenger RNA. RefSeq names its product flavin-containing monooxygenase 1-like. The transcript is spliced from 7 exons. Bases 110 to 1384 code for a protein of 424 amino acids. The record is from RefSeq and is a predicted model, not a curated record. Gene Ontology annotation, molecular function: flavin adenine dinucleotide binding; N,N-dimethylaniline monooxygenase activity; NADP binding. NCBI's taxonomy places the organism in Eukaryota, Metazoa, Arthropoda, Insecta, Diptera, Cecidomyiidae.